Messenger RNA from Phoenix dactylifera (date palm), 585 nucleotides. Its product is annotated as 2,3-bisphosphoglycerate-dependent phosphoglycerate mutase. Lineage: Eukaryota; Viridiplantae; Streptophyta; Magnoliopsida; Arecales; Arecaceae. The record is from RefSeq and is a predicted model, not a curated record.
UAGAAAAGCCGUACGAACGCUUGUAGCCCUAGAAAAAGAUCACAUCCAAGCGGCCGGUUGGUAGCGAGCAAGCGGAGAUGACGCAGAAGGGGAACCUCUUCAAGGGGCAGAAGAAGAAAACCAUCCCUCCCAGUCGCCGCGGCAAAGCCGCUCACCCUCGAAAAGGGAAGAGGUUCGUGAAGCCGUGCAAGGUCACCAAAGAGAUCGAGGCCGAUAGAGAACUGAGCAAGUUCAUAAACCACUGCAAUGAGAUCAAAGCUGCAUCUGUUGCCAGCAAAGAUGGCGGUCAACUUAGUGUAUUAAAGCCAGGUGCAGAUCCAUCAAAUUCAUUGGAGAAAUAAGAAACACCGAAGAACAUGGGUGCGUUUUGGAAGUGAUUGUAAUGGAAGUUAAUGUGAUUAUGCCUGUAUGAAUUAGUUGUUGAGGUGAUGUAAUCUCGAUAUUUCUUUAGUCUUUUUUUUAAGUUGUGCAAGAUGCGAAAGCUGAUUUUUAUGCUAUACCCGAGGAUAUGUUUAUGGAUAUCCAUGAAGAUUAGUUGAUAUAUUUGCCACUGGAUUUUGGUAGAAUGCAAAUGAAUGUAGAAUA